AUGUAUCAUUAUACCGGUCCGCGCCGCGCGGUGUGCACUGCAGUUACUGGCGAAGGCGCGCGUGUGUGGUUCCCCGUUGUUUUCAGCUUUACCUUCUAAACGCUACGACGUGCUCAAGCGAAAAAUCGUGAACGUGACGCUUAUAUUUGAUUCUACUUGUUCCAUCCGAUUCCCCAACAACAUACGUGAAGCUCUAAUACUGGUGGAUAUUUUUGUUUUAUUUUUUUUUUCAUUAUCUUGAUUAUUUUUUUGUUCUGUUGGUUAUUUAUCUUUUUGAAAGAUAAAGCAAAACGGGUGAAAAAAAUUUCAGUGAUAAGUUUGGUGUCGAGCAUAUUGGAUAUAUGAAUCGUGGAACUCCAGUGAACCGAGACAAGUUGAUUGGUUUGGCGAAUUAUUCUGCUGGUGAAAUUGCUGAAGUAAGUCAGGAGACAGUUGAGGUGCCAAUAGUGCCUGAACACUGACGGAUUACUUGGAUUGAUUUUGACAAUUGGCCAGUGAUAUGGGAAAAGUGUAAUCCUCGUGAUAAUCGGAAGAAUUAUCAGGUUUGGGGUUGAAAGUGAAUUGGGUAAUUCACGCGACUGUUUGCCGACGGCAAUUAUCGCAAAUGGCUGGUACGUGAAUGAUAGUUAUGUACCAUGAUGACCCUUCAAUCUAGCACUUGUGAUAAUCACCAUUGAUUAUUUUUUGGAUUUUCCAUUGAUGAAGAGCAACAUUCAACGAGCUUCGUCAAUACUGUGAUUCAAAUUAGCAUCUUUAAUCGAUAAUUGUAUUGUGAUAACGACACGUCGAGAACAUGUGGAGAUUAUCGGGUAUUUGUAAACAUCCCACUGGCAUUCGGACAGCAGCGAGCUGACGUCGGGGGUUCGGACAAUUCUUCAUCGCUUUGAUAAACAAAACUCAAAAUUAGGAUUAAUCGUGUGUGAAGGAGUGGACUUGAGGAAUCCGUCGGGUGUUGAUGUGUGUGACAAGUGUCCAGUGAUAUGACAACUGUGUUUAUCCCCAAAGGAAUAACAUCAUAUUCGUAGCACUGAUUGGUAACAUCAGCAUCGAUUCGUGUCAGUGAUAUAUAUAUCGAUAAUCCGACAGUGACAGAUGCCCACGAGGAAUAUUUUGACGAACGGUGAAAAUAUAAUUUCAUAAAUAAUUUUAUUAUUUUAAACCCUUCGAAUAGACCGCCGACGCGCAAGCUCGGCAGGCCCCAAGAUUCGGGCUCCGUGCGGCUUCAGGGUCGCCGCGACGUCGGCAAGUGCCGUGUACGGCGUCGACGUCGCUACUAAGGUGGAACGUCCGGGCAGCACGACGACGCUCAAUUUCACGGAUCUGGGGAGCCCAUUCGGGGCGGGCGACCCCUGUCCGUCGAGUACCCCGACCCCGAACAGCAUGUCCGGGGGUGGUGGACCAACAUCUGGUGGUGGUGGUACAACCACUGGUGCUGGUGCUAAUUCCGACAUGGAGCAACAUUUACACCAUGGAAUUGGUUCAGUAACCCCAGGACCACCUGGUAAUGGGGGUGACAGUGCAUCUAGUACACCAGUAUCGCAAUCUGGUAAAAGUGCAUUCAUCGAAUUGCAACAUAAUAAUCUUUACAAUCCAGCGAGUUUAAGAGGUGGUUAUCCCGGUGGACAUAAUGUGCCUGGUGGUCAUCAGUUCUCUCAUCAAGUCGGUUCACUCAGUCAUCAGGGUAGUGGUCCUGGUAGUGGUAAUCAACAGCACGCUGAUGCUGGCUUUCCAAGUCCAAGAUCAGCAUUGGCUGGCUAUCCCUUUGCACCGAUGCAUCAGCAUAAUUAUGGAUAUCAUCUUGGUUCAUAUGCACCACAGUGUCCCUCACCGCCCAAGGACGGUGAGUACCCCAACUGGUGGUGUAUGUUUACAGACCUCUCGCCACUCGGCGACAAAGGCGGUAGCCUUGCCGAUGAGCUUGGCGGCGGUGGCGGUGGAUCACUGAGAAACGGCAAAGGAAAGAAAAUGAGAAAACCAAGGACUAUCUACAGUAGUCUUCAACUUCAGCAACUCAACAGGCGGUUCCAGAGGACACAGUACCUAGCGUUACCUGAGAGAGCUGAAUUAGCAGCGAGUCUAGGACUGACGCAGACACAGGUAAAAAUCUGGUUUCAAAACAGAAGGAGUAAGUACAAGAAGAUGAUGAAAGCAGCACAGCAGGGUGGAGGCGGUGGUGGACAGCACGGAAGCCUGCUGGCCGGUGGCCCAUCGCCUCAGCCCGGACAACCUGGGGGUCUCAUGCAGGGCGGCGGUGGUAGUUCGGUGUCGGGGAGCCCGACGACGGGUUACCUCGGUGGAAUUGGGGGUGGCGGGGGUGAGAAUACACCGGGCAGCUCGACGCCCGGUAGUGAUAUGUCACCACAGCACAACGAGAGCCCACCAGCGCCAUCAUGGACCGGUGAAAUGAAACACCAUCCACAUGCACACGCACCACCACACACUCAUCAUCAUCCCCAUACGCCUGGCCAUCAUCCGCCUCCACCACCCCCGCCGCCACACCAUGCGGGAUACAUGCCACAGUACUCGUGGUAUCAAGCUGACCCCAAUCCCGGAUUACUCACAGUAUGGCCAGCAGUUUAACCUAGCCAGAGUCGCCCCUAACCUCCCCCACGGGAUUGGACACCCCAAAAUCGGCUGUUUCACGUACCAGAGGAAUUCCAAAGGCCGGAUCAAGUUGCUGUCGGGAAAAAGGUGCGAUCGCCCCCCCCCUCUCCUCAAUAAUCCCGAAAUUGUCACCGCAAAUCAUCGACUCGCGUGAAACAUCAUGAACUCGAAAAUAAUAAAACCACGAAAUUCAUUGUACUCGGGUUCAUUUCAUUGGCCAACGUGACCCACUUGAGGUUUUUUGAACCCUCGGGUCACCCACCGGGACUAACAGAGAGAGAGAGAAAAAAUCCUGAAAUUGCAGACAGAAGCAGCGAGUUGCACAAGCGUAUCUCGGAGGAAAAGAGUAUGGUCUUGGGGUUUGCUUGCGGCGGUUUUGAAUUAAUGAAAUCCUAAUGACAUUUUCGUGAGCGAAACGAGGCAAUCGCAGUGGCGCGAGAUGUAAUCAGUGUCUGUAGAGGUACCUCCACUCCGCCCUCUGUCUUUUCUAUCUGUUCUACUGGAUGAGGCAACCUCCGAGUUGAGGAUGGAAUUGACCGAAAAAAAGCUACAUCAGGCUAGAGAGGGGGGAAAAAAUUAGCUUGACGGCGCCGGACCUGUCUCCCUAGCUUCAUUAGUGUCGUCAGGGAACAAAAAAUGAGGGGAAAAAUGGGGGAACACACCUCCUUUAAUGCUUCCGGUCGAUUAGUAUUUUUUUCACAUUUUUUUAAUGUGACUGGAGCGAUGGGAUUGAGAUCGGGAGUGAGGGAUGGAAGUGGGGGUUCGAUGGACAGCUAAAUUUUUAAAUGCUCGUAACUGAGAAGAUGGGAAUUUAUCAAAUGUUUGCCUAUUUAAUAAAUAUCGUCAAUAGUCAAUGCCACUCAAAUAAUAUUUUUCAAGUAAUUAUUGUUACUUUCAAAAUAUUCCUUGUUUAUGACAAAAAUAAGGCACUUUCCAUCUCUACGUUACGAGGCAUUUUGGAAAAAUUUCUUUUAACGUAUAAUUUAAAUAGAAAAACCAACUUCCGGUGGAAUCUGGAGGGAAGGCGUACGUAUCCCAUAAUUGAUUCAUCUGAUCCGCUCAAUUAUUGGUCCCUCACCUGUUCGAGCACUGCCUAGCUCCCCCAUCCAUCAAAAAUCAUAAUGAGACGGAAAAUUAUGCAAACCUGCACGAACUAAGGUAUUCCCAUAAAAAAUGUACCUUUGAUUGGAGGAAAUCGAUUUGAACCCCCCCGUAUAUUUGUCCGGAAAUGUUUUUUCUCCCCUUCCAUCCCGUAGAAAUGAAAAAUGCACUUGGAAAGCAGUACAAAAUGCCCGAGUUUAUUUCAGCAAACCGGCAAUUUAGAAUCGCACGUAAAGCCACAAUCCCUUCUCCACUUGUGAGAAUAUCAUGCAAUAUUACCAUUCUCCGAAUGCAUUGAUUUCCCAUGGAAGAAAAAAAAAAUAGUGAAAACCUCAUGUUCGACUCAGCAAAACGAUUAUAUCAAUGAGACAUCGAGUCCAGGAGAGGAAGGAAAAUACCCUCUUAAGGGUGAAAACCCAUUAGCCAAUGCGCGGAAAAUUAUUUCCGGUUCAGGGGGAAGCUCUCCAGCAUUAAAUAAAACACAGCAAAAAUUGCUGUUGUAUUUUAAUCACCUCCAUUGUGCAGCACUCCCGAUGAAAAGGGCAUUUGUCCUUCUGGGAAGAGGAAAACGUGAAGCCGAAGAGUAAAUAGUAAAUGAAAAUCCAUUUCCAGAGCAAAAAAAAACGCGAGAAAAAAAAUCCCGAGUCAAAAAAGCAUCAGAGAAUUUUUAAUGUCUACCCAUCCUGCCCCGACUGCUCUCAGGGAGUAGUUCAAACCGUUUCACCUGAUGAAAUAAAUUUUUCUCUUGUCCAGAUAGCGACUGGGGCAGAAUGGGUAGCGGUGUGGAUUUUUUUGCUGGAAAAAAUUUUAAAAGACCGAAAAGGAAUAAAUAAAUGGAAAAGACCCCGAGGGUAGAGUAGAUUUUUUUUCUAGCGUUCACUAGCAUCCUGACGUAUUAACGUUUUCUCAAUAAAAAAGAAAUUUCCCUAUUUGUACAUAAGGCGCCGAGAGCCCAAAAAAAAAUUAGGUAUUAAGUCAUUAAGUGGAUCUGUGUAAAAUAUAACUUUGUGAUCUAAGAUUGUAAAAAAUAAUGAUAGUUGUAAUUGAUGAAUAAAAAAUGGAAAAAUCAGAAGGUACACGUAUAUAGAGCAAUCUGCCCUCGCCCGAGAGUUGACUACACGUGUGUUAAUGACAAAAAAUAAAGUGAAGAAAAUAAAAAUCAAGUGAGCGGAUGCGGUGAAUUAUUACUGAUGCUGAUACGCGAGAGAGAGAGAGAGAGAGAGAGAAAGUGUGUGUGUGUGUGCGCGCGCACGUGGCGAGAAAGUAAGAUGUUGUCUAUCAUAUGAUAUUAUAAAUUAGGAAAGAAGUCACCCACACUCCUGUCCUCUCCUUUCUCUCGAAGAUCGAUUUUACCAUUUUCCCGCUCCCGAUUGUAUUUUUUUUUGUAAAUCCGAAUGCUCCUUUGGUCUUUGGUUCAUGCGAUGUGAGUGAGAAAAUCGUAUCCCUCCUCUUUAACAUAGAUGUUAUAGAAGAAAACUAAAAUACCUUAACUAUGAUUAUUAUUGUAUAAAAUAUGAAUAAUAACUAAUGAAUUCAAUUUAAAUGAUA
This is a messenger RNA of Diachasmimorpha longicaudata, 5253 nucleotides long. It is a transcript of the gene Dll, whose product is annotated as homeotic protein distal-less. Bases 1381 to 2580 code for a protein of 399 amino acids. The transcript has 5 exons. The record is from RefSeq and is a predicted model, not a curated record. Lineage: Eukaryota; Metazoa; Arthropoda; Insecta; Hymenoptera; Braconidae. Gene Ontology annotation, molecular function: RNA polymerase II cis-regulatory region sequence-specific DNA binding; DNA-binding transcription factor activity, RNA polymerase II-specific. Gene Ontology annotation, biological process: regulation of transcription by RNA polymerase II.